AUGAUCAAUCUGUUAUCCUAUAAAUUCAUCACUGGCUGCAUGAGCCCACUGGUGCUCAAGACGUCGGAAAUAUCCAUCUUGAACCCUAUAGAAACGAUGGUAGCAAGUUUGAUUUUAGGAUCAGUGACUUAUGUAUACCUGUUCAGCCUGGCAAAAUCUUCAGAAAUACUCUCUACUGCCAGCAUUUACGACACAUCUUUCGUAUCCACCAUCUUGUACGCUUCACCAAAUGACAUUUCUUUUUCGCUAUUGAAACAAGAUCUUUUUUUACCAGCAGCGUCGAUAUCGCGUAUUGAACUCAAGCAAUUGUCCAUCGCCUCGUCUGAUCCUACAAAUGAGCACAACAUGAACGCCAUCAUGCGUUUUCAUGAUUAUGUUGAAGUCACUCCACUCAAUUUCUCGGAUUUAGGUCAUCAAGAAAAGCGGAUAAUGACAUACAAAGACCAUUUGUGCUACAAUGCUUCCACAACGUGUCCUACAUACAAGCCGUUUAACACUGACAACAGUGUGGUUUUAUCGUAUGUGUUUGAUCUGAACAAUGAUCAGCGUAUCAAGACAUCUCAUUUAUGGGAUCAAAAGGUAAUGGCAUUUUCAAUGGACAGAUUGAUCCCCAUGGCAACACAGCAUCAUUACAACGAAAAAAGUAUCAGCACAGUCGUUUGGUUAAUUAGAAUCAUUAAGAAUAUUGCUAGAGAUACCGCCAUCCGAAUGAAUAGCGCUUCCAAGAUAGAUGUGGUUGUAGUGACAGCAGGCUACAUUAUGAUGGCCUUCACUUUCUUAUCAUUGUAUAUCAGAAUGCAUAAAUUGGGAUCAAAAUACACUCUAGCAACCACUAUAUUCAUGUCGGGUUUCUUUUCAUUUAUGCUAUCUCUGGCUACCGUGUAUAAAUUGGGUGCACCCGUCAGCCCUGUUUUAUUGAGUGAGGCAACACCAUUUCUGGUAGUGACGAUAGGGUUUGAGAGGCCAUACAAACUAACAAAAUGCAUAUUCGAGCAAGAAAGCAACAAUGCAGACAAUAGUAAUGUGCUGCAAAUCAUCUCACGCUCUGUGGAAAUGAUGGCACCAGCUCUCAUUCGAGAUGGACUAUUGGAGGUUAUGGUAUUUAUGCUUGGCGCCAAAUCAGCAUUACCUGGAUUACGGGAAUUCUGUCUGAUGAGCGCAUUUCUGAUUGCUUAUGACAUGAUGCUGAUGUUUACUUGGUAUAUUUCGGUCUUGUCAUUGAAACUGGAGUUACGCAAGAUUAAAGAGACAACCUCUGCCUCAACAUCCAUCGCAGACACAACAGCAGCAAUUAACGAAGCUGUUUCCUCCUCAAAUUUGAGCACUGAAUCCCGCCAUGCUAGAAACAAGAAGCCAGCAAUCAUCAAGACAAAGCUACUCAUGAUCAUUGGCUUCCUCACAAUGCAUGUAUUCGAAUUUUGCUCAACACUGUCCUUUUCAACAUCCAGAAGCAACACACAUUCCUUGCCUCAAGUGCCUGUUAUAGGACCUACUAUCGAGCCAGUUUUGUCCUGCAUUUUGAAUCAGCACAGGUUGUCAGGAUCAACAAACGGAUUGCUGCUUAAAGUAUCGCCAAUGAUCCAUUUCCAGCUAUUAGCACAAUCGCACUUUCAAGGACUUCCACCUGUGAAGAGCUUAUUAGCCGAGAUUUACAACAGUUACAAUGUAUACGCUCAAGAUCCUGUGAUUAGUAAAUGGGUUGUUGCUAUUCUGAUGGUGUCUAUUCUUCUCAACACCUAUCUGUUUGAAAUUGCCAAAUACAAUAGACAAACAAUGCAACGAACUCAUUUGACCCCUAUACAAGAACAUAACUCCGUACACACCACCUCACCUAGAGUGAGCUCUGCUAUUAUUCCAUCACCUUUGCCCAGUUCAAAUUUGACAAUCAGCAGAGGCUCCUAUCAAAGUACAACUAUAUCAAGACAACGGCAUAAAAAGUUCCAAAAGCAUCAGCUGGGUAUACGCACAGUAGAAGAGUGUCUUCACAUCCUCAAAAACACAGAUCAGGGCGCAUCAAAUCUUGCUGACGAAGAGAUUAUUUUGCUGAUUCAACAUGCUCAUAUCGCUCCUUACGCCCUGGAAAAGAUAUUAGGUGACCUAGAGCGCGCUGUUCAUAUCCGCAAGACUGUGAUUUCUCGCGCUUCCAUCACACAAACGCUGGAAUCAAGUGCUUUGCCAGUGGCAGAUUAUGAUUAUGACAAGGUAUUGGGUGCUUGCUGCGAGAAUGUGAUUGGAUACAUGCCGAUACCCGUGGGUGUGGCUGGCCCUAUGAUGAUCGAUGGCGAGAGCAUACAUUUGCCUAUGGCAACAACCGAGGGCUGCCUUGUUGCGUCUGUUGCGCGCGGUUGUAAAGCUAUCAAUGCCAAUGGUGCUGGAGGUGCAAGUACUGUAUUGAUCUCGGACGGCAUGACUCGUGGUCCCUGUGUCGAGUUUCCCAAUAUCAUAGAUGCUGGUCUCUGUAAGCGUUGGCUGGAUCACGAAGGAUUUGAUGUAGUAGCGGAGGCUUUCAACAGCACAUCCAGAUUUGCUCGUAUUCGCAAAAUGCAGGUAGCAAUGGCUGGUAAGCUGCUUUAUAUUCGGUUCUCUACAACCACUGGCGAUGCGAUGGGUAUGAACAUGAUUUCCAAAGGCUGUGAAAAGGCACUCUCGAAAAUCACAGAGUACUUUCCUACUAUGCAAAUUGUAUCUCUCUCUGGCAACUACUGUACAGAUAAGAAACCAGCAGCCAUCAACUGGAUCGAAGGACGCGGUAAAUCGGUCGUGACAGAGGCUGUGAUUCCAAGCAGUGUUGUACAAAAGGUGCUCAAGACAACAGUGGAUGCAUUGGUCGAGUUGAACAUAUCAAAGAACUUGAUAGGAUCUGCUAUGGCAGGUUCAGUGGGUGGCUUCAAUGCGCAUGCAGCCAAUAUCCUGACUGCCAUGUACAUAGCAACAGGACAGGAUCCAGCUCAAAAUGUGGAGAGCAGCAAUUGUAUUACCUUGAUGAAGUCUGUCAACAAUGGAUCUGCUUUACACAUCUCAUGUAGUAUGCCUAACAUUGAAGUCGGGACGGUAGGUGGAGGCACGAUAUUACCUCCACAACAAGCAGUGCUGGACAUGCUUGGUGUGCGAGGUCCUCAUUCAACAAGUCCUGGUAAAAAUGCUCAAAAGCUAGCGAGAAUUAUUUGUGCUACUGUCAUGGCGGGUGAGCUGUCGUUAUGCGCAGCCUUGGCGGCAGGACAUUUGGUCAAAGCACACAUGCAACACAAUCGAGGAUUGGCUGCUGCUGUUCCUGCUGCCAAUUACAAGAAAAAAGCACCAAAGACCCCAGCUUCUACACCAAGUUUUUCGCUUUCGAGGCAAAAUACAAUGGCUGGAGCCGAAGAUUGCAUCUUGUAG
This is a messenger RNA of Mucor velutinosus, 3378 nucleotides long. It is a transcript of the gene PRT1, whose product is annotated as Translation initiation factor 3 subunit b. The record is from RefSeq and is a predicted model, not a curated record. Gene Ontology annotation, molecular function: protein binding; hydroxymethylglutaryl-CoA reductase (NADPH) activity; NADP binding. Gene Ontology annotation, biological process: coenzyme A metabolic process; isoprenoid biosynthetic process; ergosterol biosynthetic process. Gene Ontology annotation, cellular component: peroxisomal membrane; endoplasmic reticulum membrane. Bases 1 to 3378 code for a protein of 1125 amino acids. Lineage: Eukaryota; Fungi; Mucoromycota; Mucoromycetes; Mucorales; Mucoraceae. The transcript is spliced from 6 exons.